Molecule: messenger RNA, 1590 nt
Organism: Dictyostelium purpureum
Lineage: Eukaryota; Evosea; Eumycetozoa; Dictyosteliales; Dictyosteliaceae
Exons: 2
Coding region: 1-1590 (529 amino acids)
Cellular component (GO): NuA4 histone acetyltransferase complex
Molecular function (GO): protein binding
Source: RefSeq, a predicted model, not a curated record
AUGACAGAAGAAAUUACAAAUGAUUACGAAUUAUAUUUAAAUAAAUCCAUAACUUCAUUUGAUACAAUUUUACUAUUACAUAUAAUUACGAAAUAUGAAAUAGAGAAGCCCACUAUCGAUUGGUCGGUGGUUCAAGGCUAUUUGGUCAAAGAAUAUAAUAGAUUAAAAGAAUUAAAAUUAUUUUCAAAUUCAGAAAAUAUAAUAGAUUCACUAAAAAAUGAAGAAGAAACUAAAACCUUUUAUAAUAAAAUUCAAGAGGUAUUUUCAAAAAACCAUGUAAAUUUAGAAAAUUUUUUAAGAAAUAAAAGAAUAGAAUUAAUAAAAUCAGAAAUAAAUGAACUCAAUAAGGAGUUGAAAGAAAAGGAAGACAAUAUACAAUUAAUAAAAUCAAACUAUUUAGAGCAAUUACAAAAGGAACAAAAAGAACAAAAAGAACAAAAAGAACAAAAAGAAAAGAAUGAAAAAGAAACUGAAAGUGAAAAAGAGAAUGAUAUUGAAAUUAAAGAAGAGGAAGAAGAAGAGGAGGAGGAAGAGGAUGAUUCACAGACUAAAAAGAAAGAAAAAGAAAAAGAGAAAUUAGAAAAAGAAAAGAAUUCUUUAUCAUCGUCCACAACAACCACACCUAAACCAAAGAGAAAGCACUCAGCACUAUCCACACCACAGCAAACUAAAGACGAAUUAGAAGAUGAUUCAUUACAACAAAAGAAAAAAGAUGACGAACAGCAAAAAGCAAAUAUUAAGAAAAUUUUAGGAGUGUCAUUAGCAAAAGUAUGGAAAGCAUUAAACUCAAAUAGAUUUGCCUAUAUUUUCAGAUAUCCAAUUUCAAAGGAAGAUGCACCAGAUUAUGAUUCAGUUAUCAAACAUCGUAUGGAUCUUUCAACUUUAAAAAAGAAAUUAGAUGAUAAUGUAUAUAACAAUUGUUCAGAGUUUAAUAAAGAUUUAAUAUUAAUUUUCAAGAAUGCAAUGAAUUACAAUGAAGAGGAUUCCGAUAUUUACAAUGCCGCCAUAUCAAUGAGAAAAGCUGCUGAAAAAGAAAUGGAAGCGUGUUUUGCAACUGAAGAGUUGCUAAAUAGUGGUGCUGGAAAUUCAUUAGGAACAAGAUCCAAUAGAGGUCCAAACCCACCAUCAUCUACCACCAAUGAAAAAUCAUCAGGAAAUACAAGUGGACCAUCUACACCAUUAGCAACCUCAACCAACCCAAUGCCAUCACCCUCUAUCAGAGGCAGAAAUAAGACACCAAUAAACACACCAUUAGCCACAGCAAUCUCAACCAACUCUAAUAGAUCAAAGAAAAAUAGCGAAUCAGAUCAAUCAAAUCCAAACACACCAUCACUACAAGAGGAUCCAAUUGAUUUCUCUGAUGAUAAUAUUCCAACCACACCCAGAUCAAAUAAAUCAUCUUCAACCACCAAUACUCCAACAUCAACAAGUAGAUCUAGAAGUGCUAAAAAACAACAGGAACAAGCGAAUGAAGAGGCCUCAAAAAAAAUUCAAAAAGACAAAGAAAUUCUAAAAUUGAUGAAACAAUUACACAUCAAGACGAAUAAACUAAAUAAAGAAAUAUUAUUUUAUAAUAAAAAUUAUUUUUAA